GACGCAUCUGUUCUGCCAGGUGACCCUGGGGCUCCGGGAGUAGAGAACUGGGCGGGCUCUGCGCGAGCAAACGGCACAGCCGGGCCCCGCGGGCGAGACUCCCGGCCCGGCGAGCGCGCCCCUCCCGCCACGGUAUUAACUUUAGACAUCUACCUGAGCAAGACGGAAGUAGCGCAGGUGGACGAGUCGGUGGUGACUGCGCCCGGGGCGGAAGAUUGUAGCGAUUCCGACGACAUGGAGAAGAGGUCGAGCGGCCGCAGGUCGGGGAGGCGGAGGAAGUCGCACAAGUCCACCGACUCCCCGGGGGCAGACCCGUCGCUGCCGGACCACACCGCAAAGGAUGACGCUGUUUUCGACGACGAGGUGGCUUCAAACGCGGUCGCCGAGACUGCCUCUGCGGAAAAGACAGCGAAAGCUCCGCGCGCGGCGCCCGACGGGGGCGUUACCUCCGCCGGGAGUCCGGAGCCUAAGUCCAGCCCUAGCCCCAAAGGGCAGCUCCGCGCGGAGCCGGACCGGAGCAAACAGCCGCCGCCGACUUCGUCCCCUACCAAGAGGAGGGGCAAGAGCCGCGUCCCGGAGGCCUUGCUCACCCCGCCCGCCAGCAGCCCGCGGAUUCCCGCUAAGGAGUCCCCACCCAAGAAGGUGCCGGGGCCGGACCCUGGGCCUGCAGCCAAGGGAGGCGCCGGGGAGAGCGGGGAGGAGGCAGCGCGGGUCAUCCCGCGCGAGCUGACGGUCAAGAGCAGCUCGCUCCUGCCGGAGAUCAAGCCGGAGCACAAGAGGGGCCCCCUUCCCAAUCACUUCGACGGCCGGGGAGAAGGAGGCCGAAGCAAAGAGUUGGGCAGACCGGCGGGAGGUUCUGAUCCUGAAGGCCUCAAGCCCAGGAACCACUUCGGCGCGGGCAGGUCGACCGUGACCACCAAAGUGACCCUUCCUGCAAAACCCAAACAUGUGGAACUAAAUCUGAAAACCCCUAAGAAUCCUGACAGCUUGGGAAAUGAACAUAAUGCAUUUAACCAGUCAGUCCAUAAAGGAAACACUGCCACUAAAAUCUCCUUAUUUGAAAACAAGCGGGUAAAUGGUAGCCCCAGGCACACUGAGAUCCGCGGGGCCAGGAACACGCCUGUCUCUAGUAAGACUUUUGUUGGGAGAGCAAAACUGAAUUUAGCCAAAAAGGCCAGGGAAAUGGAGCAACCUGAAAAGAAAGUAAUGCCAAAUAGCCACCAGAAUGGUGUGCUGGGGAAAGAUACCGCCACAGAAGCCAAAGUUACUCUCCCUGAAGAGGAGAUGCCACAAGGGGCCGGGAGCCCGGGUGUGCAGGGCACAGAAGGUGAACCUCCCAAGGGUGAAGUUCUCAGUUCUCAGCUGCACCCAGAUGAUAAAGCGGCUGUUCAGACAGCUGCUGGCUCCCUCUUAGAGCCAGUGAUUACUGCUCAGAUUCCUGUCAAAGACCACAAGUUCUUAGGAGAGGUUGCUACAGCACAGGAUGCUGCCAUUCCUGAUACCAAUAAUUCAGCUUUGGCAGCCACAGCAAAGUCACAGGAUAAAACUUUUGACUCACCGUCCACAGCUGACUCAUCUGAUGGGCCUUCUCUUUCACCGCCUGCACCCAGUUCUCUGGAUGUUCCCAGUGGCACUUGUGCUCAAGCUCCCAAAAGCAAUUUUCCGUGCUCUGAUCUAAAAGUGUCAGAAAACCAUAACGGAUAUGUUUUGCCUGUGUCUCAGCAAGAUGAGAAAAUGGCCCCCAUCACACUUACAGGCAGAGAAGGAGAGGGAGGAGAAGCAAGCCUUCCUCUGCCCACAGAGCACAGUCCAGAAUCUGAGGGAAAUGAGGGUCCCUCCAAGGUCCUCGUCCAGGUCAGGUCCUUCGUGCUCCCAGUGGAGAGCACCCAGGAUGUCGGCUCCCACAUCAUCUCAGAUAGCUCUGAAGUCAGAGAAGUGCAGUUGCCAAGUUGUAGCAGUAAUGAACUUGAAGUGGUUUCAGUUGCAAGUUGUGCUCCCCAGAAAGAGGAAGUGCUGGGUAAUCCAAGCACAUCCCCCAAACACUUGCAGUGCAGAGAAGAACCUCUAGCAACAUCUGGUGCACAGGUCAUGCCACUGGACUCAGAGAAAAUGUUGCCCAUCCCCGCUCAAAGUCAGGGCAACAGAACACCCCUGCCUACCGGCUCCAGCCCCGCUCAAGCCCCUGGCAACAGUAUUGUGAAUGGCCAGGACAGCCCUGACAAUCAUUUGAACAUUUCUGCUGGCAGUGAUGUACUUGAUUCUUCUUCUGAUAUGGAAAAAUUCACUGAAAUCAUCAAGAAGAUGGACUCCGCUGCCUGUGUGCCCCAGAAGAAAAAGAAGUCCAGACUGCCAAACUCUCCUGCUCCCCACUUUGCCAUGCCUCCUAUCCAUGAGGACAAUUUAGAAAAGGUGUUUGAUCCCAAUGUAUUUACCUUCGGUUUGGGGAGUAAGAAAGAAAGCCAGCCGGAAGUGUCACCCGCUCUGCAGCUAAUGCAGAAUCUUGACGCAAAAUCCAAACAGAGGCCUAAACGAACAUCGGCCGAGCAGAGUGUCCUCUUCAAGUCCUUGCAGACUCACACUCAUGGGAAGGAUGAGUUUUCAGGGACUCCAGAAAUAAAUGGCAAAGAGAACAGGGAUGUCUUGACUGGUGGAGUUAAGAGAUCAAGACUAGAAAAAAGCGCGCUGUUCUCAAGUAUCCUGUCUUCUCUACCACAAGACAAAAUCUUUUCUCCCUCUGUGACUUCUGUCAACACGAUGACCACAUCUUUCAGCACUUCUCAGAACACUUCUCUUUCUCGAUCUUCCACGUCACAGUCCGUGGCUGACGGUGCCCCACCCUGCGGUUCAGACAAAGAACAGCCACAUCUUCUACCCAACAACUCCUUAAAGGUCUUCAAUUUUGACUCCUCAAGUACUUCUCAUUCGGGUCUGAAAAGUCCAAGCUACAUGGAAAACAAAAAAGAGCUGGACUCACGAAGCAGCCUACUCUUGUCAGAAAACAAAUUUUCUGAAAUUUUAAAACCGAAGAACGAUGGUAUGGAUAAAGUUAAUCCAAUUGAAGGUGUCCUGAAGCCCAACUUGCCGAACUAUGGAAACAGUGACGCAGACUACGUGGGUCUUUUCAAAUCCAGCCGCUUUGACCCGAACAUAUCUUUCUCUGGAAUGUCCUUAUCAGACACAACAACACUUAGAGGAAGUGUCCUACAUAAAGUCAACCCCCGACCUGGAAAGGUGGUGGUAUAUGGCAAGCCAGAUCUCUCUGAGGAGUGUAUUGAAGUUUUCGGGGACAUUGAGGAUUGCAGCUCUUGGAGUCUUUCUCCUGUGGUACUCAUAAAAGUUGUACGAGGCUGUUGGAUUUUGUAUGAGAAACCAAACUUUGAAGGACACUACAUCCCCUUGGAAGAAGGAGAAUUGGAGCUCUCUGGCCUCUGGGGCAUAGAAGAUAUUUUGGAAAAAAGUGAUGAAACAGAGCCUGCCAAGCCUGUGGUGAUUGGUUCAAUCAGACAUGUGGUCCAGGAUUACAGAGUUAGUCAAAUUGAUUUAUUUACUGAACCAGAAGGGUUGGGACUUCUGAGUUCCUACUUUGACGACACUGAAGAAAUGCAGGGUUUUGGUGUGAUGCAGAAAACUCGUUCCAUUAAAGUACACCAGGGCACAUGGCUGAUUUAUGAAGGACCUGGAUUUCAGGGUGUCCCUUUUAUACUGGAACCUGGUGAAUAUCCUGACUUGUCCUUCUGGGAUACAGAAGAAGCCUACAUUGGAUCCAUGCGUCCUCUGAAAAUGGGUGGCCGUAAAGUUGAAUUCCCUACAGAUCCAAAGGUAGUUAUUUAUGAAAAGCCUUUCUUUGAAGGAAAAAGUAUGGAACUAGAAACAGAAAUGUGUAGUUUUAUGGAAGGAGGUGAAACAGAAGAAAAAACGACUGGAGAUGAACGUUUGCCAUUUACAUCAGUAGGGUCUAUGAAAGUCCUAAGAGGCAUUUGGGUUGCUUAUGAGAAGCCUGGAUUUACAGGUCAUCAAUAUUUGCUUGAAGAAGGAGAAUACAAGGAAUGGAAAGACUGGGGAGGUUACAGUGGAGAACUUCAGUCACUAAGACCUGUAUUAGGUGACUUUUCAAAUGCUCACAUGAUAAUGUACAGUGAAAAAAACUUUGGAUCCAAAGGUUCCAGUAUUGAUGUAUUAGGAAUUGUUGCUAAUUUGAAGGAGACUGGCUAUGGAGUGAAGACACAGUCUAUCAAUGUACUGGGUGGAGUAUGGGUAGCCUAUGAAAACCCAGACUUCACAGGAGAACAGUAUAUACUGGAUAAAGGCUUUUAUACCAGUUUUGAGGACUGGGGAGGCAAAAAUUGUAAAAUCUCUUCCGUUCAACCCAUUUGUUUGGAUUCUUUUUCUGGCCCGAGGAGGCGAAAUCAGAUUCACUUGUUUUCGGAGCCGCAGUUUCAAGGCAGCACUCAAAGUUUUGGAGAAACGACCAGUCAAAUUGAUGACUCAUUUUCUGCCAAGUCUUGCAGAGUUUUAGGAGGCAGCUGGGUUGCAUAUGAUGGAGAGAAUUUCUCGGGUAAUCAGUAUGUUCUGGAAGAAGGCCACUACCCUUGUCUCUCUGCCAUGGGAUGCCUGCCUGGAGCAGCUUUCAAGUCUCUUCGUUUCAUUGACGCUGAAUUUUCUGAACCAACAAUUAUUCUUUAUGAAAGAGAAAACUUCAAAGGAAAAAAGAUCGAGCUCAAUGCAGAAACAGUUAAUCUCCGAUCCCUAGGAUUCAACACGCAGAUACGCUCUGUUCAGGUGAUUGGUGGCAUAUGGGUUACUUAUGAAUAUGGCAAUUACCGGGGUCGACAGUUCCUACUGUCCCCAGCGGAAGUGCCUAAUUGGUAUGAAUUCAGUGGCUGUCGCCAAAUAGGUUCUCUACGACCAUUUGUACAGAAACGAAUUUAUUUCAGACUUCGAAACAAAGCAACAGGGUUAUUUAUGUCAACCAAUGGAAACUUAGAGGAUCUGAAACUACUUAGAAUACAGGUCAUGGAGGACGUCGGUGCUGAUGAUCAGAUCUGGAUUUAUCAAGAGGGAUGUAUCAAAUGCAGGAUAGCAGAAGACUGCUGCCUGACUAUCGUGGGGAGCCUGGUAACCUCUGGCUCAAAGCUGGGCCUGGCCCUGGACCAGAAUGUUGACAGUCAGUUUUGGAGCAUGAAGUCGGAUGGCAGGAUCUACAGCAAGUUGAAGCCCAACUUAGUUUUAGAUAUCAAAGGGGGUACACAGUAUGAUCAAAAUCACAUAAUCCUUAACACUGUCAGCAAAGAGAAGUUAACACAAGUGUGGGAAGCAAUGGUCCUUUAAACCAGAAGAAUACCAGAGCACUAUUUCUGGAGGUGCUUUCAGCUACCUUAUUUAAGAAAAAAACAAGAGCUGCUGACAGAAGAAGCAAGACGCAAGCAGGACCUACCUUCAACUGGGACAACUGUUGAAACAAUAAUUUUAAGACAAUUGUUUUAAAGCAGUAAUUUGUCCUUUCAGUUCUUGCUUUUCAUUUCUUUUUAGUAGCUGCUUAAACAGGCUGCUUCAUUAGCAGCUUUUGGGUAUUUAAGAAAAAAGAUUUUAUCAAAACUUUAGAAAUAAUUUAGAGUCUUAAACACAAUGAACAGGGACAAAUUCACUUGACUUUGUAGACCUACAAAUUCCCAACACUAUAAAGGGAAGGAUAAGAGCUUGAGUUGUAAUCUGUUCAGCAUCUGAGAAGAAUUCAUUAGGUCUGUCAUUUUGGACUAAAUGGCUCUGGAACCAUUAUUAUUUUAGUGUUCAGCCAUUUUUUCUUUUGUUAUAAAUUAGUAAGUUUACAAGAUUUCACGAACAUGUCUGCUAAUAUUUGUUAAUAGGAUUUGGCUACUUUUUCACCCCUGGGCUGCCCAAGAAUGUCACAAAUGUUGUUAAAUUCUUUUCUUACAUAUGCCAUUGAAACAGUAUUACCUUAACCUAAUUUAUUAGGUAUUUUCAUCUACAGUUAACUUUGAAGUGAUGUUAAAUUUCAAAACUUAGGUCUCUUAUCCAGCCCCACUGACAUGAGGCCUAUGGGGUCACCUUACCUGGAGUGUUCUGCAAGCUAUUCAUCGUGCCUGCCCAUGGACAGCCUCAGGGUAUUGUGGCCCAUGUGGUCACUUAGCUGGUAGUAAGCAGAAAUGAGAUGUGGAAAGCUCAGAAGGAUGACCAGUAGUUAUCUCCAGAAAGUGAAGGAAAGGAGGCCUUAAGAAUCUUUGUUGAAGCCUGAAAACCCUAAAAAAUGCGCAAGCAUUUCAACGAAGAUUAAUAAUUAUGUUUAACCAAGGACAAUUUGCUGGCCCACGUGGUGCUGUUCAAAUCGCGCAGUCAGCUAAUGAAACUUCUGAACCUUCCUUGACUAUACUCUUUAUCUUGUCCUCAGUUCACUGUCCUUGUCACUAAAUACUGGUGCUCUCGUCACAGGAAGAACAAUCUUGUUUCCCUUUCAUCUGUUCUGGUGUGUUUCUCAUUCUAAAAUGUUGGUCGUUCUAGGGAGUCUCUAGUAGGCAAUUCUGGUCAUCAGAGUAGUUUUUCAUUUUAAAGUAACAUUUGCACAUGUACAACACAGUCAACAUGUCUGUCUUGUUCUUAGAUGUAUAGCUUUGACUUUAGGCCUUUUGUGCAUAUCUUUACAGCAUGGUGGGUAAGACAUACUACAAUAGACUGUAUAGAUUUAUCUCCUGAAUAAACUUGUUCUCAUUAACCAUAUUGAUGAAAUUUGAUAGAAUCCAUUCAAUGCUCUCCUAACACUGCAGAUUAGAAACACAUGUCUGAGUAGCAGGAGGCAGGACUGAGGGAUACCAACUUCCCUCUUCCCUGACUUCAUGGACAGGGGUAUGUGCUGCUUUUCUGAGAGUGGCCACGAGCGUGAGCUCCUGUCUAGAGUUCCCCACUCACCUCCAUAUGGAGAACUCAAGGGAAACAGAAGGGCUUGUUCAGAUGGAAGUGGAAGGAGCUCUAUUUACAAAUGGAAGCGCUCUCACUCAGUACACUAACCAAACAAAUGUCUAAGAGGAAUAAACCAAAUAGAAAGUUACUCAAAACAGGCAUACACAAAAAGAGGCAAAUUUCUAAGAUACAACAGGGAGGGUAAGUGCAAUGGAAGUGAACACCUUAAAAAACACAGGAGAGACCCAGGAGCUACAAUGGACUUCACAGCCAUACCUAAAGGCAGACAUUCAAACUCAACUGGAAAACUUGGGGUCCCCUGGGAACGGCUGCACUUUCCAUGGAAAGGUCUUCAGAAAAACACGUUUCAAUCACUGAAAGAGGCCCAGUCCUUAUGCAAAUGUAAGGAUGUAAAAAAAUUAGAAAUUUUAGCAUCACCUUUCAUUACUAAGAAAGGAAACCACCAAAUAGAUAACUGAUCAGGUUUUUAUAUAUAAACUAGAGAGUCAGGAUUUUGAGAGCCACUAUGACAAAAACAAGCCUUUGGUCAGUGGGGACAAACAAGUGUUCAUGAUACAUAUAUGGAAGAAGUAGUUUUAAGUAAACUCUUGCCAUCUAUCCACCUGCCAGAAGUUCUAGUAUCUUACAGACGUUAAGAUAAACAAUUUGAGCUAUUAGGGGAGUAGGUGCCACUGUAAUUUGCACAUUUGCUGUGAAAGAACAGCUUGAAAACUGGCCCAAGUACAGAUAGUUUUCUAUUAUGUCUCCUU
Condylura cristata (star-nosed mole) is the source of this 7682-nucleotide messenger RNA. RefSeq names its product absent in melanoma 1 (gene CRYBG1). The transcript has 20 exons. The record is from RefSeq and is a predicted model, not a curated record. Gene Ontology annotation, biological process: visual perception; lens development in camera-type eye. The coding region runs from base 235 to 5328 and encodes 1697 amino acids. Gene Ontology annotation, molecular function: structural constituent of eye lens. Lineage: Eukaryota; Metazoa; Chordata; Mammalia; Eulipotyphla; Talpidae.